UUUACAUCCGGUUUUUAUUUGUUGCUGCUAAUAUUGUUAGCUUGUGUUGUCCGGUUCGUAAACAGUGGGAGGGAAACUGAAGUAAACACAAGACUUUGACAGUAAAUAAAGACAAUAUGGGGAAGAAACACAAGAAACACAAACCGGAGUGGAUGACAGUUGGUGACUUUGAGGAUAAAGCCCUUGAGAAGCCCCUGAAGAUCAAGCUGAAGGUUGGAGGAAGUGAGGUGACAGAGCUCUCUGGUUCGGGCCUCGACUAUGACGACAGGUCAGACCACGAGCGAGAACGCCACAAAGAGAAGAAGAAAAAGAAGAAGAAAAAGUCUGAAAAGGAUAAAGAGAAAUAUGGUGAUGAAGAGGAGAGAAGGCGGCGGAAGGAGGAAAAAAGGAAGAAGAGAGAAAGAGAGCAGAAUGAAUUGGAGGCAUCAGCUGCAGCUUGUGGUGGCGCACCUGUUGAACCAUUCACACUGACAAAAACUAUAAGUAUCUCAUUAGAGCCAGAGGAGAAGAGAAAAAAGAAAGAGAGGUUAGAAGUAGAGGAUGAAGUAGAAGAGUUUCACCCCAGUGUGAAGGUGGAAGUUGAACAGCAAGGAGACAGACCCGUUAGAGCAUGCCGAACGCAACAAGAGAAUGAGUCGACUCCUCGUCAACAACUGCUUGAACACUUUUUGAGGCAGCUGCAGAGAAAAGAUCCCCACGGAUUCUUUGCCUUUCCAGUAACAGAUGCAAUCGCUCCCGGUUACUCGUCCAUCAUCAAACAUCCGAUGGACUUCAGCACCAUGAAAGACAAGAUUAGAAACAACGACUACAACACCGUAACUGAAUUCAAGGCGGACUUUAAACUGAUGUGUGACAAUGCCAUGGUAUACAACCGACCAGAGACUGUUUACUACAAGGCUGCGAAGAAACUUCUGCACACAGGAUUCAAGAUGAUGAGCAAGGAGCGUCUUUUGGCACUGAAACGCAGCAUGUCUUUCAUGCAGGACAUGGAUUUCUCCCAACAGGCAGCCAUUUUGGGAGAUGAAGACCUGACAGCUGAUCUCCCUCCUCCAGAGAUUAUACCCAUCCCCGUUGAAUCUGCAAAAAAGUCCAGAAAACAACCAGCCAAAGAUAUGAAUUACCUUUUUGAACCUGAGGGAAACGCGUGCAGCUUGACUGACAGCACAGCAGAGGAGCACGUUCUGGCUCUGGUUGAACAUUCUGCAGAUGAAGCACGUGAUCGCAUUAACAGAUACAUGCCGAACUCCAAGAUGGGUUAUUUAAGUAAAGACGCAGAUGGUUCUCUUGUAUAUAAUGUUGUGAAUCAGCUUGAUCCUGAUGCAGAAGAGGAGGAGACCCACAAAGUGGAUCUGACUUCUCUGUCUAAUAAGCUUCUGCCUGGAUUGACAACAUUAGGUUUUAAAGAUGAUAGAAGACAUAAAGUGACUUUUCUGAGCAGUGCCUACAACACCCAGAGCCUUCAAAAGAACUCCGUCUUUCACGACUUGCAGCCGGAUGAGAUAGAUAAGCUGUAUUCAGCUUAUGGAGACGAGACAGGGGUGCAAUGUGCUCUGAGUUUACAGGACUUUGUAAAGGGCUGUGGAAGCAUCACCAAGCUCUGGGUUGAUCAACUUCUAGACAAAAUGACGGGCGGCGAUCACGCAAAGGCAGUCAGUCAGGUUCGACAGAAAAGAAACAUGAUGUUGAAACCCGAUGAAAGCAAGUCCAGCAGCUGUGACCUGCAGAUGUCAGAUGGGGUUGGCCUCGGAGAGAGCAGCUCAGUCCUGGAUUUCAUGUCAUUGAAGAGCUAUCCUGAUAUGUCUCUGGAUAUCUCCAUGCUUAACCCAUUAGGUAAGCCAGUGAAAAAGGAGCCUGGAAAUGACGAAGCCCACCAGCAUUUUGACGACCCUAGUAAGCUGCUACAGGAGUUCCAGGAGGUUCAGGUGGACAGAGUCUCCUCCAGACCUUCGUCCAACUUGUCCUCCCUUUCCAACGCCUCUGAAAGAGACCAGCACCACUUAGGGAGCCCAUCACAUCUGGGUGUUGGAGAUCAUUCUGAAAUGAUUCAUGAUCCCUAUGAGUUCCUGCAGUCUCCAGAACCAGAGGGCUCAGACAACAGCUGACUCUACACAUAGACUUUCUGUUUUCUUUGUACGAAGAAACAAUGUUAAACUGUGUAAUCAUCACUCAGAUUUGUUUUAAAAACUAAAAUUAAGUGUACAGGCUGGAUUGUAUUUGUAUGGUUUUGUAU
Molecule: messenger RNA, 2230 nt
Organism: Nematolebias whitei (Rio pearlfish)
Lineage: Eukaryota; Metazoa; Chordata; Actinopteri; Cyprinodontiformes; Rivulidae
Gene: brd9
Product: bromodomain containing 9
Exons: 17
Coding region: 117-2102 (661 amino acids)
Biological process (GO): regulation of transcription by RNA polymerase II
Cellular component (GO): nucleus
Source: RefSeq, a predicted model, not a curated record